ACCGCCCGCCCGCGCAGACCCCGAGCGCGGCCGCAGACGAAGAUGGCGACCGCCAUGUACUUGGAGCACUAUCUCGACAGUAUCGAGAACCUUCCCUGCGAACUUCAGAGGAACUUCCAGCUGAUGCGAGAGCUGGACCAGAGGACAGAAGAUAAGAAAGCAGAGAUUGACAUCUUGGCUGCAGAGUACAUCUCCACGGUGAAGACGCUAUCUCCAGACCAGCGCGUGGAGCGCCUGCAGAAGAUCCAGAAUGCCUACAGCAAGUGCAAAGAAUAUAGCGACGACAAAGUGCAGCUGGCCAUGCAGACCUAUGAGAUGGUGGAUAAACACAUUCGAAGGCUUGAUGCAGACCUGGCGCGCUUUGAGGCAGAUCUGAAGGACAAGAUGGAGGGCAGUGAUUUUGAAAGCUCCGGAGGGCGAGGGUUAAAAAAAGGCCGGGGCCAGAAAGAAAAAAGAGCGUCCCGGGGCCGAGGCAGGAGGACAUCAGAGGAAGAUACGCCAAAGAAAAAGAAGCAUAAAGGAGGUGAGAACAGCGUUCUGAGUCUUCCUGCUCCUUCCUGCUUGGAACCUGAAGGCCCUGUCCCGACCGUGCCUUUUCUGUGUGAAAGCGGAACUCCUCCUGGUCUCUUCCUCACCCAGCACUGUUUCUCAAGGGCAUGCUAGGCAUGAGGAAUGCAGGCACCAGGGGUCCUCAUGGUGGUGAAGGAGACCCCAGCUCCCUUUCUCAAGGGCAUGCUAGGCAUGAGGAAUGCAGGUACCGGGGUCCUCGUGGUGGUGAAGGAGACCCCAGCUCCCUGUUGGGGUUGGGGCUUCCUCCCUGAGGGCUCUGCCCUGCUUCAGAGACCUCAGGAACAGCCAGCACCUCUGCAAACACAGGAAGAUCCACCGUGGCCUCAUGGCUUUUCCUGUCCUGACAGUGCGCUGGCCAGCCCUGUUUAGUAGCAAUCGGAGCCUGGGAGCUCAGCGCUGCCUGCCGGGCAGGUUGCAGCAGUGACAGAUGAGAGGGGGGAUCACUGAUGGCGACAGUUGCAGGGCUCCUGCGGCUCUGGGCUGGAUCUAGCUUGUGUGCGAAUCUCUUUCUUCUCCAUGCCCCCGAGUGGCAGUGCUGCUCCUGUCCCAUUGCAAGACGUCGAGACGGGCUGGCAAGGCGAGCUCUGAAGCUGGGCUCUAACGCCCAAGGCGCCAAGCAGGCCCCUUCCAGAGGGACAGGAAGAUGGUACAGGUGGGCAGACAGGGUGUCCUGAGGACCAAGCGGUUGAACCCAAAGCCUGGGCCCGCCGGGGCAGGAGUGUGCACUCAUGUGCCUCCAAGGGCAUCAUCCUGGGUGUGCGCAGGAGCCCGCCUCCCCCUGGGCUCUGGAGCUCUGUGGCGCUCUGUGGUGCUCUGUGGCGCGCGUCCCUGACCCAUCAGCACAGUGGGUUUUCACACCCCUCUUGGUCACACUGUGGUGCCAGGCUGCUCAGCUUCAAGGCAGGUCCUGUUCCCUGCUGGGGACCCAGGAGCAUGUGCCAUCCUGUCCCUGUGGCCUGCCCUCUUCGUGCCCAGGGCCCUUCCUGGAAUGCAGUGUUCCUAGACCGCACAGAUGUUCCGUGUCUCGUCUGAGAUCGUGUGACCUGAGGCUGCCCCCUGCGCUGUUGCUGCCCUGUGGCCUUGCUCUGGCGUGUGGACGAAGGGCAGUGUCACCUGUAACACCUGGAAUCCCGGAGCUUGGACAGGCAGCCAGUCCCCUGCUAGGAGCUACGUGGAGUGCUGGGAAGCCAUUGGGGCCGGGCAUGGAGGGGCUCACUGCCACCAUCUGGCGAGGGGUGCCCGCCACACCCUGGGGAAUUAGCACAGAGGGUGCCUCUUGUGGCAGUGGUGCUGAAGGGAGUCAGAGGGCAGCCGCUGACAGCUGGGGUCAACUCAGCCUGUGCAAGGGACAGGGCUCCCCAUGGCCUCCUGGUUGCCUCCCUCAGGGCUGGUGGUAGCACUCCCUGGCCACGCGCCAUGGCGCUCCCUCAGGGAGACUGGAGAGGCCCGUGAGGCCUCCACGCCGGCCUCAGCUUCUGGGGUGCCCUUGCUGGGUGGUCCCCUCAUGCCCCCGGCCUUCUCCCACUACCGUCAAAUCUGGCCAGCGCCCUCGAACCCGGUGAUGCCGAGACACAGGUCAAGAUGUCGGUUCUGGCUUUGUGGACAGAAUUGAACUUGGCGCAGAAGAGGAGGGCGUCACAGAGAGCAUUUCGGGGACUGCUGGCAGCAGAGGGUGCUGCCCUGCUCUCCACGGGUGAGAGGUGACGCGAGGAGACUGCAGGAGCCCCUUGGAGGUGAAGCCACAGGUGUCAGCCUGGAAUCGGCAGGUGGCUGAGACGUAGACCCUUGUGUGCCGCUGUCAGAGGAGAGGCCUGAAGACUACUUGAGACUUGCUUGAAAGCAGUGUCGGCAGCACCUGGACCUGGACUUGUGACACUGAUGGAUUUCAGCUCUAAAGAGAAACUCUUGUCUAGUCCCAGACAGAAAGAGCAGGAGAGCAGAUUACCCGCAAAGGACAGACUUAGAUGGGCACCCCUGUGCCAGAGGGCAGCGGGGAGGCUGGGUGCAUGCUGAGCCCAAGUGUGUGUGUGUGUGUGUACAGGCAAUCGCAAAGGCGUAGAAGAGCUUUAGACAGGUGUCUAAGGAACAGCUGAGUGUUGAUUCCCUCUGGGACCCAGACUUCUCCUCCUUGGCUCUCCCUGAUCGCAACUGUUUUCCUCACGGCCACGUUCCUCCUGCUAACCUACCGUGUUUAUGUAGCAACUAGAUAUUCUUGGGUUGGAGAGUGGGAUAGGGAAGAUACUUUUUCUUUCUGUACUAAUGGGAAUACACUGUCUAUACUACCUGCAGCUUGUAAGUUUAUUUGAAAAAUACUGAAAUAUAAAAGCGUAAAUUUCCCCCUAAGUGCAUCCCUUUCAAACAGGGGAAAGUCUCCACCUGAGGUCUGUGGUCCUGGUGGGGCAGCCAUGGUGCUGCAGGUGGCAGGCUUGGAGGGAGGCAUGGGCAGGGUGGAAUACCCGCCAGGCUGCUGUGUAGAAACCCACGUGGGAGCUGGUGGGGAUGGAGGAGUGACAAGGAUGGCGUGUGGUCAGAAGGGGCCCUGUGCCAGGUGGACAGCUGGAUGGGUGGUGGGCGGUCCAGGGAGUGUGUGGGGAGCUGCUGGUUUAGUGAGAUUGGGCCAGAGGUGCCUGAGUAGGUGCGUGGAGGGCCCGGGUGCAGGAUGCACGGCUGUUCUCGUGGGAGGAGGUCAUGGUUAUGGGAGAGCUGUUGACAGUGCAGGCCGUUCUGACACCUGUCAGUCUGGGGUGGGAGGCUGGCAAGCUUCUCUCAAGUGUCAGCCAUCUGCUGGUGGAGGUGACAUGUGCUUGUCUCCAAAGGGGCCGGGGUCUUUGGGGGGAUGGCCGAGAAGUGGGGUGAGUCCAGAGAUCCCCGGGGGAGUGCCAUCUGGGAGGAGGGACCGAGACGAGAGUGGACUCGUCCCCAGAGUGGGACCAGAGCCCUGGUGCUGUGGGUGAGUGCUGCGCUUCACGACCUCUUGGGUGCCGUCCAUGCCCCUGUGUCCCCGCCUGGGUCCGAAGGUGGGUGUGAUGUCUCCACCCCUCUGCUGCCAGCUGCUACUGUUUCUGGAUUUUUGUGGGUAGCAGUGUUCUUUCUAGCAUCAGCUGACAAUCUUUUCGUAUCCUUAAUGAUUUUCUUGCUGCGCCUUCUGAGAACAUUGCAUGUUCAGAGGGGUUAUUGAGGUUUUGAAAAUGUGCUCCAGGAAGAAAACGUCCACAAGGUGUGUAUUCAGUUAGUGCAUGACUGCAGUGGCCAGCCCUGGAGUCGCAUUCGUUUCUGAAGGACAAUAGGAAAAAUGGAAGCAAGCUUAUUCAUUAUGUGUCACUCAGAGCACGGUACAGAUUACCCCCUUGGAAUGAUCGUCAUCACAGUUUUGGGGUGGGGGGCCUUAAGUCAGAGGCAGAAGGGCCCGUGGUGUCUGCGCCGCCUCACUUCCCGCCAUGGCCUUCAGCGGUUCCUGUGCCUUGUCCC
Rhinopithecus roxellana (golden snub-nosed monkey) is the source of this 4038-nucleotide messenger RNA. It is a transcript of the gene ING5, whose product is annotated as inhibitor of growth family member 5. NCBI's taxonomy places the organism in Eukaryota, Metazoa, Chordata, Mammalia, Primates, Cercopithecidae. Gene Ontology annotation, molecular function: chromatin binding. Gene Ontology annotation, cellular component: nucleus. The coding region runs from base 43 to 663 and encodes 206 amino acids. The record is from RefSeq and is a predicted model, not a curated record. Gene Ontology annotation, biological process: positive regulation of DNA-templated transcription; positive regulation of apoptotic signaling pathway. The transcript has 6 exons.